Molecule: messenger RNA, 1525 nt
Organism: Hemicordylus capensis (graceful crag lizard)
Lineage: Eukaryota; Metazoa; Chordata; Lepidosauria; Squamata; Cordylidae
Gene: PDCD2
Product: programmed cell death 2
Exons: 5
Coding region: 367-1302 (311 amino acids)
Cellular component (GO): cytoplasm; nucleus
Source: RefSeq, a predicted model, not a curated record
UCAUGGCCGGGGGGCAGGCGGGGGCUGACUGUGCAAAGACGCAGGUGGAUCACGACUUUGCAGAGCGCUACAAGACGGGCGGAGAGACGGAGUUCGGUGCUUUGUUUGCGGGAACUGUUUUGAACCGUGAAUUUCCGGUGGGUGGCUUGGUGACGUGACUGUGGAGCGGGAAGAGAUCGAAUUAAUAACCUCGCCACGCAAAGAGCAGCCCCAUACACCGCCGAUCCACCAGCGGCGCUGUUUUUCCGCUGGAGUCCUGAAGCGCGGCGGCGGCGGCGACUCCACUUUCUCCCUUCGAACCUCUUCUCUUCUCGCGCUGUUUUCCGCCGCUCUGCUGGGCGCGUGCCGGGGCUGCUCGGCAGGAAAAUGAGCUCGCGGCGGCCGGUCGAGCUGGGCUUCGUGGAGGCGGUGGCUGCUGCUUGGCGGCUGCGCAGCGACCAGUUCCCUUGCAAAGUCGGGGGGAGGCCCGCUUGGCUGGGCGAGGCCGGCUUGCCGGGCCCUUCGGAGCUGCGGUGCGGCGCUUGCGAGCAGCCGUGCGCCUUCCUGCUUCAGCUCUACGCGCCCAUCGAAGGCCGGCCGGAGGCUUUUCACAGAAGCCUCUUCCUCUUUGGUUGCCGCCGGCCCUCCUGCUAUCGCUCGGUCGGCUCCGCCCCGGGCUGCCUGAGAGUUUUUAGAAAUCAGUUACCAAGGAAGAAUGACACUUACUCUUAUGACCCCCCACCUGAAGAUCCACCUGUAGAAGAGGAGACAUGUGUGAAUUUGCAGCUUAAAUGUGGAGCUCAUCUGUGCAGAGUCUGUGGGUGUUUGGGUUCUAAAAGAUGCUCCAGAUGUCACAAAGCUCACUACUGUAGUAAAGACCACCAGGCUAUGGACUGGAGAGCAGGACACAAAGUAUCAUGCACAGAGUCUGAUGAAAUAUCUGAAUCCCUGGAUGAGAAAUUGUUGGAGAAAAUGGCAAAACAUGAAACCCAGGAAGACAAGAUUUUUCAAAAAUUCAAGGAGAGAAUUUCUUUGGAACCAGAACAGAUAAUCAGAUACUGCAGAGAUGGAGAGGGUCCCAUCUGGAUUUCAGGGGAAAAUGUUCCUCAAGAGACAGAGAUCCCAAACUGUCCAUGUGGUAGUAAAAGAGUAUUUGAAUUCCAGGUCAUGCCACAACUCCUGAAUCACCUAAAAGUCGACAGCCUUGAAGAAAGUAUUGACUGGGGAAUACUGGCUAUUUAUACUUGUGCUGAGAACUGUAGUUUGGGCAACCAUUACACUGAAGAGUUUAUUUGGAAGCAGGACAUCUCAAGCUCUGUUUAAUUUCUAUACAAUUAAACUUCAGAGGGACAAUACUAAAGAAUAAACACCAACCCUCACUUCAGGAAGAACACUAUAAUUAUGUUAAUCACCUACACACAUGUGAACCAAGACAUGAAACAUGAUGGAUAGAAGACAUGCUUGAGGAUAUUACAGUGGUCCUUUAUGCUUUAUUGUAAUCUGUUUCCAAAAUGUGGAAUAAAAUUAGCACAAUUAUUGAAAGUGA